GGGGCGUGUAGUUUGGGCCGAGAAGUUUGGAACGUUCAGCCAGGCAGCUCUCGGCCCUCACUGAACUACAAGACCCAGAAUCCCACGGGGUGAAUUAUCUCCGCGUGGCAGGACUGAUCUUGAUUUCUGCUCCUUUUGCAGAGCUCUUUUCCCGGACUUCGGGUUUCUGGGGCCCAGCCUCUUUCUAGUUUUGGGACGUGAGUUUGCUGUCUUUUCUAUAGCUGUCAUUUGCAAAGAACACUUUGAACUUGUGAACUCUAAGCUAAAGACUAUAUUUUAAAAAUGAAUGUACUGCAUUGGUCGAUGAGGGAUUGCAAGGCUUUUAGCCAUCCAUGGGCAAAGAUGUUCCAGUCCUCAAAUGCAAGGACAUGCUGCUUGAAGCGGAGGCAUUUCGUGUCCAAAAGCAGGACUCCUAUCAAAUAUGCUUCAUUUUCAGAAGUUCAACAAUUGCAGGAAAAACAGUUCACUGGACUUGCCUACCCUCUCCAAGAUCUCGAAAAAUAUCUCGCCCCUAACCUGGACACCUCAUGCUUUCGUCUUUUCAAUCCUAAUCGUGAUGACAUCAGCAAAGGAGAGAAAUUUUUCAUUCCGUCCCGAGAAAAUCUCAUUGAUUAUUACUCUUCUGCUGUCCGGAUGGAUCACAUCCCACAAUUAUCCCUGCCAGAGGUUUGUUUUUUAGGACGAAGUAAUGUGGGAAAAUCCUGCUUGAUAAAAGCCUUGUUUUCAUUGGCUCCGGAUGUUGAAGUCAGAGUUUCCAAAAAUCCAGGUCACACAAAAAAAUUGAAUUUCUUCAAAGUGGGAAAAUUCUUCACCUUGGUGGAUAUGCCAGGCUUUGGUUACAGAGCCCCCAAAGACUUUGCAGAAAUGGUGGAACCUUAUUUAAAUCACCGUCCAAAUUUGCAACGGACAUUCUUAUUAGUGGAUGCCCAAAUAGGAAUUCAAGAAAUUGACAAUAUUGCUAUAGAAAUGUUGGAAGAAUUUGGGAUUCCUUAUGCUCUAGUUUUAACAAAAAUUGAUAAAGCAUCAAAACGAGUGAUGGCAACAAAUGUGCUAAAGAUUCAGGACUUUGUAAAGAAAAAAACACAAGUGUGCUUUCCUCAGCUCUUCCCAGUCAGUUCUUUGUAUUAUUCUGGAAUCCAUAUACUGAGAUGCUUUAUAGCACAUGUUGCCGGACAUCUUCCCUUGUCUUCAUAAUGAUACUUUGUGAGCAGAAUAAUCAAGGCUCAUCUCCAAGUAGAAGCUUCCUCAUCAACUAAAUGAAAUUUAUCCAAUUUAA
This is a messenger RNA of Anolis sagrei ordinatus, 1276 nucleotides long. RefSeq names its product GTP binding protein 8 (gene GTPBP8). Gene Ontology annotation, molecular function: GTP binding. Lineage: Eukaryota; Metazoa; Chordata; Lepidosauria; Squamata; Anolidae. Gene Ontology annotation, cellular component: mitochondrion. The record is from RefSeq and is a predicted model, not a curated record.